AUGAAUGAUCUUGGAAGGCUUUCUUACUAUUUGGGAAUCGAAUGGCAUCAGGAGAAAAAUCACAUCGAGUUGAAACAGACAGCAUAUGUAAAAAAGAUUUUAGAAAAAGCUGAAACGGAGGCGUGCAAUCCCACAAAGUAUCCUAUGGAUCUUAAGGAACAUAUCACUAAAGAUGAAGGAGGCAAGCUGGUGGAUCCAACUGAAUACAAAAACAUGUUAGGAGGGCUACGUUACCUCGUACACACUCAUCCUGAUAUUGCCUACUCAGUAGGAAUAAAAGGAGGCAACAACAUGCUUACAGGGUACUCAGAUAGUGACUUGGGAAGCCAAACUGAUGAUAGGAAAAGAACAGGUGGGGUGGCGUUCUAUACAGAUGAUAGGAAAAGUACUGGUGAAGAUACAGAUUCAGUAACUCUGUUUAUUGACAACAUGUCUGCGAUAGAUUUGGCUUAA
This is a messenger RNA of Daucus carota subsp. sativus, 453 nucleotides long. RefSeq lists its product as uncharacterized. The transcript is spliced from 2 exons. The coding region runs from base 1 to 453 and encodes 150 amino acids. NCBI's taxonomy places the organism in Eukaryota, Viridiplantae, Streptophyta, Magnoliopsida, Apiales, Apiaceae. The record is from RefSeq and is a predicted model, not a curated record.